Manis javanica (Malayan pangolin) is the source of this 612-nucleotide messenger RNA. The record is from RefSeq and is a predicted model, not a curated record. NCBI's taxonomy places the organism in Eukaryota, Metazoa, Chordata, Mammalia, Pholidota, Manidae.
AUGGGUUCUCCAAUGGACGCGGCCAGAGGCGGGGCCGGCGCCGAGCCGGGCCUGCAUAAAAUGGCGCGACUGCCCAGUCGUCCUCGCCUGUUUCGCGCGCGCGCGCUCAGCAUGGUCACGGGGCCCCACGCUGCCAACGGUCUCCUGCUGCUUCUGCCGUUGCUGCAGGUGGCGCUGGGCUUCGCGGACGGCGGCUGCGACCCCUCGGACCAGUGCCCGUCGCAGGCCCGCUGGAGCAGCCUGUGGCACGUGGGGCUUAUCUUGCUCACUGUCCUCCUACUGCUGCUGUGUGGGGUCACGGCCAGCUGUGUCCGGUUCUGCUGCCUUCAGAAGCGGGCACACACACAGCUGCACCUGCCUCCUGCCCCUCAGCCUUGCGACCUGACUGUCAGCCCUGUGGACAGCGACAGCCCUGUACACAGCACUGUGACUUCCUACAGUUCCGUGCAGUACCCACUGGGCAUGCGGCUGCCCCUGCCCUUUGGGGAGCUGGACCUCGACUCCAUGACCCCUCCUGCCUACAGCCUAUUUGCCCCUGAGCUGCCACCCUCCUAUGAUGAAGCCAUCAAGAUGACCAAACCCAGACAGGAGGAGCCGCCCUCCUCCCUGUAG